This is a messenger RNA of Striga hermonthica, 996 nucleotides long. Lineage: Eukaryota; Viridiplantae; Streptophyta; Magnoliopsida; Lamiales; Orobanchaceae. The record is from the annotation of a GenBank genome assembly.
AUGACGAAUUGUGAAAACGGGCCCGGGACAGAACUCGAGUUACCUGAGUUGUUGAGCAGCAGCACGCUGAGAGCCCUACAUGCGGCCAUCGAGACCGAGUGGGACCCGGCCCGGAGGUCGGCCUGCCAGACGGCGGCCGGGCGGGCAUUGUGGCGGCGGGUGAUCAACGACCCCUUAGCCGAGCUGUUUGCAGGCGAGAGCCACCUCAGAGCCACUCACGAGAAGAUCAAGAGGGACCGGCUCAACAAUGCACGGGAGAUCUCCGGGGUGAUUCUUGCCGUCCGGACACUUUGGUUCGACUCGAAACUUGAGCAGGCUCUGAGUUCGCCGGACGGUUGUGGGGCGCAGGUUGUUCUACUCGGUGCAGGAAUGGACGCACGGUCAUACCGCUUGAGCUGCUUGAAAGACAGUAAUGUUUUCGAAGUCGACUUCCCCGAGAUUCUACAAGCAAAAGCCUCCAUAAUAGAAGAAGCAGCAGCAGCAGCAGCAGCCAAUCACCAUCACCGUCCAAUCAUGAUGGCCAAAUCACUGACACGAUUGGCAGCUGACCUGGCAGAAGACGAUUGGUUCGCAAAGCUCCAGUCAUCAGGAUUCGAGCCCAAGAAAAGCACAGUCUGGAUUCUGGAGGGAAUACUCUAUUACCUCACACAACUACACGCCAUCAAAAUACUAAAAACGAUCGCGGACAAAUGCAGCCUCACAAACACAGUGCUCCUUGCAGACUUCAUGAAUGAGCAAACAGCCUUGCUCUCUGGCCCCACCUUCCGUUUCCACUGUGACUGGCCAGACCAGCUGCUGCCAUCCCUAGGGUUUUCCCUGGUCAAGCUUUCACAGAUUGGCGACCCGGAUGCAAAUUUCGGGCUGUUGCAGGACCCACUGAGUCUAUUCAACAGGCUACGCGCCUUGCCCAGAUCGACCAAGACUCACCCAGAAGAUGGGACACCUUGCAGCAGGCUUUAUUUGUUGCAGGCCUCUGGCUCGCCAGAUCAAAGUUAG